Messenger RNA from Zygosaccharomyces rouxii, 2022 nucleotides. RefSeq names its product Hsp70 family ATPase KAR2 (gene KAR2). Lineage: Eukaryota; Fungi; Ascomycota; Saccharomycetes; Saccharomycetales; Saccharomycetaceae. Gene Ontology annotation, cellular component: endoplasmic reticulum chaperone complex; cytoplasm; endoplasmic reticulum lumen. The transcript has a single exon. Gene Ontology annotation, biological process: cellular response to unfolded protein; protein refolding; endoplasmic reticulum unfolded protein response. Gene Ontology annotation, molecular function: ATP binding; ATP-dependent protein folding chaperone; heat shock protein binding. Bases 1 to 2022 code for a protein of 673 amino acids. The record is from RefSeq and is a predicted model, not a curated record.
AUGCUUUCAAACAGGUGGCUGGCUCCAUUAGCCGUUAUUCUGUAUACGCUUUUCCUAGUGGUUUUGCCUCUUGGACCACGUACAAACUCAGUUUUAGUUAGAGGUGAAGAGGAGAGCUAUGGUACCGUCAUUGGUAUCGAUUUAGGUACGACUUAUUCAUGUGUUGCUGUUAUGAAAAAUGGUAAGACCGAAAUUCUAGCUAAUGAACAAGGUAAUCGUAUUACACCUUCCUACGUUGCAUUCACAGAUGAAGAAAGAUUGAUUGGUGAUGCUGCUAAAAACCAAGUAGCUGCUAAUCCAAAGAACACAGUGUUUGAUAUCAAGCGUUUGAUCGGUUUGCGUUACAGUGACAAAUCUGUUCAACGUGAUGUUAAACACUUGCCAUACGAUAUUGUUGACAACAAGGGUAAACCUGGUGUUAGAGUUACCGUUAAGGGAGAAGAAAGAGUCUUCACACCGGAAGAAAUUUCAGGUAUGGUUCUAAGUAAGAUGAAGCAGAUUGCCGAAGAUUAUUUGGGCAAGAAGGUUACACAUGCUGUGGUUACGGUCCCAGCAUAUUUCAACGAUGCUCAAAGACAAGCCACUAAGGAUGCAGGUACUAUUGCAGGUUUGAACGUUUUGAGAAUUGUGAAUGAACCUACAGCUGCCGCCAUCGCUUACGGUUUGGACAAAUCGAGUGACGAACACCAAAUCAUCGUUUAUGAUCUUGGUGGUGGUACUUUUGAUGUUUCCCUAUUGUCUAUUGAAAACGGUGUUUUCGAAGUGCAAGCUACCGCUGGUGAUACCCAUCUAGGUGGUGAAGAUUUCGAUUACAAGAUUGUGCGUCAAUUGAUCAAACAAUUCAAGAAGAAGCACGGUAUUGAUGUUUCUGAUAACAAUAAGGCAUUGGCUAAGUUAAAGAGAGAAGCUGAAAAGGCUAAGCGUGCACUUUCAUCUCAAAUGUCCACUCGUAUUGAAAUUGACUCAUUUGUUGAUGGUAUUGACUUGAGUGAAACUUUGACUAGAGCUAAGUUUGAAGAAUUGAACUUGGAUCUUUUCAAGAAGACUUUGAAACCAGUUGAAAAGGUCUUGGAAGAUGCCGGUUUGGGCAAGAAGGAUAUCGACGAUAUUGUUCUUGUUGGUGGUUCUACUAGAAUUCCUAAGGUCCAACAAUUGUUGGAAUCUUUCUUUGACGGUAAGAAGACUUCAAAGGGUAUUAACCCAGAUGAAGCUGUCGCCUUUGGUGCUGCAGUGCAAGCAGGUGUUCUUUCUGGUGAAGAAGGUGUUGAAGACAUUGUGUUAUUGGAUGUUAACGCCCUAACCUUGGGUAUUGAAACCAGUGGUGGUGUUAUGACUCCAUUGAUCAAGAGAAACACUGCUAUUCCAACAAAGAAAUCUCAAAUCUUCUCUACUGCAGUAGACAACCAACCAACUGUUAUGAUUCAAGUUUAUGAAGGUGAAAGAGCUAUGGCAAAGGAUAACAACUUGUUGGGUAAAUUCGAAUUGACUGGUAUUCCACCAGCUCCAAGAGGUAUUCCACAAAUUGAAGUUACAUUUGCUCUAGAUGCCAAUGGUAUUCUAAAGGUUUCUGCCACUGAUAAAGGUACUGGUAAGAUGGAAACUAUCACCAUCACCAACGAUAAGGGUAGAUUGACUCCAGAUGAAAUCGAAAAGAUGGUGGAGGACGCCGAAAAAUUCGCAUCUGAAGAUGCUGCUGUUAAGAAGAAGAUUGAAGCUAGAAACAAGGUAGAAAACUACGCACACUCUUUGAAAAACCAAGUUAAUGGUGAUUUGGGUGAAAAAUUAGAAGAAAAAGAUAGAGAAACUCUAUUAGAUGCUGCUUCUGAUGUGCUAGAAUGGUUAGAAGAUAAUUUCGAUUCUGCUAUGGCUGAAGAUUUCGAAGAGAAAUUCAACUCAUUGUCCAAGGCAGCUUACCCAAUUACAUCUAAGCUUUACGGUGGCGCUGGUGAAGGUGCAUCACCAGAUGAUGAAGAAGACGAAGAAGAUGACGACGGAGAUUACUUCGAACACGACGAAUUGUAA